AUGGCCACCUGCAGCCGCCAGUUCACCUCCUCUAGCUCCAUGAAGGGCUCCUGUGGCAUCGGUGGCGGCUCUAGCCGCAUCUCCUCCGUCCUGACUGGAGGAUCCUGCCGGGCUCCCAGCACCUAUGGGGGCAUGUCAGUCACCUCCUCUCGAUUCUCCUCUGGGGGAGCCUGUGGCAUUGGGGGCGGCUAUGGUGGGGGCUUCAGCAGCAGCAGCAGCAGCUUUGGGGCAGGCCUCGGUGCUGGUUUUGGUGGUGGAUAUAUGGGUGGCUUCGGUGCUACUUUGGGUGCUGGCGUCGGUGAGGGGCUCCUGGCGGGCAGCGAGAAAGUGACCAUGCAGAACCUCAAUGACCGGCUGGCCACCUACCUGGACAAGGUGCGUGCCCUGGAGGAGGCCAACACUGACCUGGAGGUGAAGAUCCGGGACUGGUACCAGAGCCAGAGGCCCACCGAGAUCAAAGACUACAGCCCCUACUUCAGGACCAUUGAGGAGCUGAAGAGCAAGAUCAUUGCAGCCACUCUGGAGAACGCACAGCCCAUUUUGCAGAUUGACAAUGCCAGGCUGGCAGCUGAUGACUUCAGGACCAAGUAUGAGCAUGAGUUGACCCUGCGUCAGUCUGUGGAGGCUGACAUCAACGGCCUGCGCCGGGUGCUGGAUGAGCUGACCCUGGCCAGGACUGACCUGGAGAUGCAGAUCGAGAGCCUCAGGGAGGAGCUGGCCUACCUGAAGAAGAACCACGAGGAGGAGAUGCUUGCCUUGAGGGGUCAGACUGGUGGGGAUGUCAAUGUGGAGAUGGACGCGGCCCCUGGCGUGGACCUGAGCCACAUCCUGAAUGAGAUGCGAGACCAGUAUGAACAGAUGGCAGAGAAGAACCGCAGAGAUGCCGAGGCCUGGUUCCUGAGCAAGACUGAGGAGCUGAACAAGGAAGUGGCUUCAAACAGUGAGCUGAUACAGAGUGGUCGCAGCGAGGUGUCUGAGCUCCGCAGAGUGUUCCAGGGCCUGGAGAUUGAACUGCAGUCCCAGCUCAGCAUGAAAGCCUCCUUGGAGAACAGCCUAGAAGAGACCAAAGGCCGCUACUGCCUGCAGCUGGCCCAGAUCCAGGGCUUGAUCAGCGGUGUGGAGGAGCAGCUGGCUCAGCUGCGCUGCGAGAUGGAGCAGCAGAGCCAGGAAUACAACAUCCUGUUGGACGUGAAGACCCGUCUGGAGCAGGAGAUCGCCACUUACCGCCGUCUGCUGGAUGGCGAGGAUGCCCACAUCUCCUCCUCGCAACACUCAUCUGACCAGUCCUAUUCUUCCAGAGAAGUCUUCUCUUCAUCCUCCCGCCAGCCCCGGUCCAUCCUCAAGGAGCAAGGCUCAUCCAGCUUCAGCCAGAGCCAAAGCCAGAGUUCCAGGAACUAA
Messenger RNA from Psammomys obesus (fat sand rat), 1398 nucleotides. It is a transcript of the gene Krt16, whose product is annotated as keratin 16. Lineage: Eukaryota; Metazoa; Chordata; Mammalia; Rodentia; Muridae. The coding region runs from base 1 to 1398 and encodes 465 amino acids. The record is from RefSeq and is a predicted model, not a curated record. Gene Ontology annotation, cellular component: keratin filament. The transcript has 8 exons. Gene Ontology annotation, molecular function: structural molecule activity.